Penaeus indicus is the source of this 2198-nucleotide messenger RNA. RefSeq names its product endoplasmic reticulum-Golgi intermediate compartment protein 1-like. The transcript is spliced from 8 exons. The record is from RefSeq and is a predicted model, not a curated record. The coding region runs from base 104 to 979 and encodes 291 amino acids. Lineage: Eukaryota; Metazoa; Arthropoda; Malacostraca; Decapoda; Penaeidae.
UCGGCGAAGAUCUCUACGGCGAGCGAGUGUCAGCCGCGUCCCCCUCCAGCGUGUAGUCGUGGCAGACGUAAACACAGCUGAGCGGAGAGGCGGAGGACUCACCAUGGGGCUCUUCAAUUUUGAUGUCAGAAGAUUGGACAUUUACCGCAAAGUGCCAAAAGACUUGACUCAGCCCACCAUAACAGGAGCUGUAAUCAGUGUAACAUGUAUGACCUUUAUGCUUCUACUUUUCACAUCAGAGCUCCUCCACUUCCUCUCUGGAGAAAUUGUCUCCGAGCUGUAUGUAGAUAACCCUGGUGAGUCAACAGAGAGAAUACCAGUCUACAUUAAAAUAGCUUUACCACGGCUGAAGUGUGAUUAUAUUGGUUUGGACAUUCAGGAUGACCUUGGCCGCCAUGAAGUAGGCUUUGUUGAGAAUACCGUGAAGUCGCCCAUUGGUGAAGAUGGUUGCAUGUUUGAGGCAAACUUCCUUGUAAACAAAGUACCAGGAAAUUUCCAUGUCUCCACACACUCUGCGGAUGAGCAGCCAAAGGACAUUGACUUUGCACAUGUUAUACAUGAAGUUCGCUUUGGGAGCAAGAUUGACAAUCCAAAUGUCCCUGGUACCUUCAAUCCUCUACUUGGGCGUGCUAAGAUUGAUGGCAAUUCACUGGAAUCUCAUGAUUAUGUGAUGAAAGUUGUUCCAACCAUCUAUGAGAGUUCUAGUGGAAACCAAGUCAUUGCUUACCAGUACACUUAUGCCUACAGGAGUUAUGUUUCAUUCAGCCAUGGUGGUCGUGUGGUACCUGCUGUGUGGUUUAGAUAUGACUUAACACCAAUUACUGUUAAAUAUCAUUUCAAGAGACCACCCUUCUAUUCAUUUAUUACCACUGUCUGUGCGAUUGUCGGUGGUACAUUCACUGUUGCUGGUAUCAUUGACUCAUUUAUCUUCACUGCUGCUGAGAUUUUCAAAAAAAUUGAAAUAGGAAAGCAGAGCUGAAUAUCCAAAUAUUAAGAUAGUUUUGCAGGGAAGGAUUGCCACUCCCUCUUAUGUGAAAAACGAUCUUCCUCUUAAUUUGUUUCACUUCUUAACAUGUAUGGCUUCCUCCUGUUUAUUCUCAUAUGUCUGUGAUUCUUUGUUACUGUUGAAGGUUUGCAAAAGAUUUUUAGUGUGUUCAAAUUUGACCAGGGUUGGGAACUUCGGGUUUUUUUCUUGGUUAAUCAUUCAGUUUUCCAGGAUUCAGGUCUUGCAUUUCAUUCUUCCUCCUACAGGGCUUUGAUUCCUUUUGAUUUCAAUGUGGAAAUGCGUGUUUUAGGGGGGUCGUGAUCCUAUUGCUUUAAAGCUCGUAUGUUCAGCCCCCCCCAAAAAAAAGAAAAGAAAAAAAAUUAAAGAUUUUGAUUCAAAACAAUUGAUCCGCUUCAGUGGUCAGUACAAUUGUGAAGCGCACCAAAAAUGAUUCUCUCAAUAAUUUUAUCAUUGCAGUUAAACAAAUUGUAUUGUGUGGAUGGCUCAUAUUUAUAGUAGAAAAGUGAAUGAUUGUUUUUAUAUAUAUAUAUAAUUGUUGUAUCUUUGUUACAAUUUGUGAGAAAUUGUUUAUAUUUUAAAAGUGGAAGUAAUUUUUGGCUGUUUAAUUUCAGUGAGUUGGACAGAGGCUCAUCAUAUGUACAUAUGAUAUAAUUUUAUCCUUAGAUAGCUAGUACACAAACUGAAUCAGACAGAAGGUCACCUUUUGUGUUGCAGUUAACCAAUUAUAGCUAAUGAUAUUAUGAAAAAAAAUACUAGUAUGAGAAUCAAUCUAAUUGUCUUGUGACAUCUGAGACUAUUACUAUUACCUCAAUUUAUAUAUCUGGCCUAAUGCUUAAAAUUAAAUUGGUAUUAAGUGAUAAGCUAAUUUAAUACAACUUAUUUAGUCCAGAUUUUAUAUUAACGACUUAAUGAUCUUGAAAAUGAUAAUACUAGUACUACUUAUUCGAUGUUCUUAUUUUAUAUUAUCAAUUAAGAAUGUACUAUCAAAUCCCAGAAGUAUUCUUUUCUGAGGAAACAUUCCACAAGUGAUUUAUAAUCUGUGGUAAGGUUACAGAUACGACAGACACUUGGCAAUUUUUUUUCCCCCCCCUACGUAAAAUUCAAUUAUGCAUGUUGGAAUGCCAUCAGUGUAAAGCUGUAUUUUUAUACUUAUCAUUCUGAGCAUUCUGUUUUAAUAAAAAAUUGAAUUCUA